UCCUCCUGUCGGGAGGCCGGUGCUGUUGUCGCUGGUGUGGUUCUUGGGAAGCGCUCACUUGGGCUAGAGCAGCCGGGCAUGGAGGGCGAUGCCGAAGCGGUGGCGGGACCCGACCCGGAACUGGCCGCCACGAUGGGCUUCUCAGGCUUUGGAAAGAAAGCACGGACAUUUGACUUCAAUGCAAUGUUUGAACAAACUCGAAGAACUGCUGUGGAAAGAAGUAGGAAGAUUCUGGAAGAACGUGAAAAAGAAGCAGCUGAGAAAGAACUUGGAUGCCAGCAUGAAGCUGCAGCAGCUACAGACUCACAUCCCAUGGCAAGAACCUCUUCUCGAGAUUCAGAUAGCAGUGAAAGUAAGGAGAGUUCAGAUGAAGAGCUGAUUGGACCCCCGCUGCCUCACCAAGGAUCUGCAGAGGAUUCUGAUAAUGAACUCAUCGGGCCUCCACUUCCUCCAGGGUACAAGGGCAGUGAAGAAGAGGAAGAUGAGGAUGAUGAGGAUGAGAACAUUCAGGAAGAAGAGGAGGAUCCUGUGAAGAAAAUUCCUGACUCACAUGAAAUUACAUUGCAUCAUGGAACAAAAACAGUCUCUGCUUUAGGAUUGGAUCCUUCAGGUGCCCGUUUAAUAACUGGAGGCUACGACUAUGAUGUCAGAUUUUGGGAUUUUGCUGGGAUGGAUGCAUCUCUUCAAGCUUUUCGAUCUCUGCAACCAUGUGAAUGUCACCAGAUAAAGUCUCUCCAGUAUAGCAGCACAGGAGAUGUAAUUCUUGUUGUUGCGGGCAAUUCCCAAGCCAAGGUGCUUGACAGAGAUGGCUUCCCUGUAAUGGAGUGUGUAAAAGGAGACCAGUACAUCGUAGACAUGGCGAACACCAAGGGGCACACAGCAAUGCUUAACACAGGCUGUUGGCAUCCCAAAAUAAAGGAGGAGUUUUUGACGUGUUCCAAUGAUGGGACUGUGAGAACAUGGGAUGUUAACAAUGACAAAAAACACAAAGGUGUGUUUAAACCACGCUCAGCUCAAGGGAAACGUGUGAUUCCAACGAGCUGCACAUACAGCAGAGAUGGGAAGCUCAUUGCAGCUGGCUGCCAGGAUGGGUCCAUCCAGAUCUGGGACAGGAAUAUAAAUGUUCAUACCAAGUUCCACUGCAGGCAGGCACAUGCUCCAGGCAGUGAUACUUCAUGCUUGACAUUUUCCUAUGAUGGCACAAUUCUUGCCAGUCGCGGAGGUGAUGAUACUUUAAAAACAUGGGAUAUCAGGCACUUUAAAACACCUCUAAAUUCAGUGGCCGGUCUCCCUACCUUCUUCCCCAUGACUGAUUGCUGUUUCAGCCCAGAUGAUAAACUACUUGUUACUGGUACUUCUGUUAAGAAAGGACACGGCAAUGGAAAACUUCUUUUUUUUGAGCGGGAGUCAUUUAAGAAAGUAUAUGAAAUAGACGUCACAGAUGCAAGUGUUGUCCGUUGCCUCUGGCAUCCAAAGCUGAACCAAAUUAUGGUUGGUACAGGGAAUGGAUUAGCUAAGGUCUACUAUGAUCCCCUCAAGAGCCAAAGGGGAGCAAAAUUAUGUGUUGUAAAGACAAAAAGAAAAGAGAGACAAGCAGAGACACUCACACAGGACUAUAUCAUAACACCUCAUGCUCUUCCAAUGUUUCGUGAACCUCGGCAGCGAAGUACAAGAAAGCAGUUGGAAAAGGAUAGAUUGGAUCCCAUGAAAUCUCACAAACCUGAACCUCCAGUAGCAGGACCAGGUCGCGGUGGCCGUGUUGGAACUCAUGGUGGUACUUUGUCUUCGUACAUAGUCAAGAAUAUUGCACUGGAUAAGACUGAUGAUAGCAACCCUCGGGAGGCCAUUUUACGGCACGCAAAGGAAGCGGAGGAGAGCCCAUACUGGGUUGCUCCAGCGUACUCUAAGACCCAGCCAAAAGCAGUUUUUGCAGAAGUGGAAUCAGACGAAGAUGAAACGGAUGACAAGCCAGAGUGGAAAAAACGUAAAAUUUGACGAAUUCAAAUUGAAGGAGCCUCAUAAGGGAUUUGGGACAAAGUUGAACUCUUUUUCCUUCUGCAAGAGAAGUCACAUUUCUUCAAGCAAAAUUACUUUCAUGCUUUGGGCUAUUUACAGCAUACGAACAACUAUAAUUGCCAUAAAUCGAAGGACAAUUAUUUAGCAUUAAGUCUGCAAUUUGGAAAGAAGGCUAAGUUCAUAAUAAAAGUUUAUUUUCAAACUUUGGUGACGGUGUUUUUGUCUGUUUAUUAUUCUAAAUUAUCUUUGAUAUAAAAGAAAACUGAUGUUACACAUUUAUCUUAGCUCUUGUAACUUUUCAGGUGAAGAUAUUGGGAAACAGGAUACUUGCAAGUAUUGACAGUAACACCCAGAACUGUUUUAAGUUCCAUAUUUACAUUUAUUUUUAAUAUAAUAUCUAUUUUGUAAUGUAUGUUUGUGUUGUGCAUUGCAAAUUGUACAAAAACUUAUACUAUUGACAAAUGCAUUUAUUUUCAGCUAUCUAUAACAGAAGUGAAUAUUUCUAACAGAUGUCUUUAAAAGAAAUUGAGAGUCUCUUUCUAACUGUGUACAACAGAUUUUUUAAAGGUGGAUUGUUCUCUUGUUCUAGAAGGCAAAUGCCAUCUUGCUGUCUAUGCUUUCCUUAAUCAAUAGGCACAUGACUUUGUCCUAAUUUUGUAUAUAUUUGCAGGUAACAUUAAGCUUUGGCAUACGCUAGCAGCUUCUAAAAUACAAAAAUACAAUUUUUAACACUCA
This is a messenger RNA of Varanus komodoensis (Komodo dragon), 2751 nucleotides long. RefSeq names its product WD repeat domain 70 (gene WDR70). NCBI's taxonomy places the organism in Eukaryota, Metazoa, Chordata, Lepidosauria, Squamata, Varanidae. The record is from RefSeq and is a predicted model, not a curated record. Gene Ontology annotation, molecular function: protein binding. Gene Ontology annotation, biological process: regulation of DNA double-strand break processing. The coding region runs from base 79 to 1995 and encodes 638 amino acids. The transcript has 18 exons. Gene Ontology annotation, cellular component: nucleus; site of double-strand break.